AUGACAAUCAUCGCUUUCCUGGUUGACACUUCCGCGUCCAUGAACCAGCGCACUAUCGCUGGUGGACGACCGACAUUACUAGAUAUGGCUAAAAUUGCCAUUGAGUCUUUCAUUAAGAUGCGGAGUAAAAAACUUCCCGAAGCUAGUGGGGAUCGGUACAUGUUACUGACCUUUGAAGAACCACCUUCUCAUAUCAAGGUUGGCUGGAAAGAAGGAAUGAACGUUUUGAUGCAUGAGCUGAAGAAUUUGCAUGCCAUUGGCAUGACUACUCUGGGAGCAGCCCUGAAGAACACUUUUGAUUUAAUCAAUUUGAAUCGAAUGCAAUCAGGCGUUGACACUUUUGGUCAAGGUCGCAAUCCUACGUACAUGGAGCCGGCUGUGGUUGUUGUUCUUACAGAUGGAGAGCGUCUAACUGACGUCAAUGGCGUCAAGGAAGAGUUGUCGUUUCCAUCUCAACCGCAAAUUCCUGGUGCCGAUUUAUGCCGGGAUAUUUACCGAUGGGAUCAAAGAGUGUUCGCACUUGUUCUGAGACUCUCUGGUGCGCCUUGUGGCGAUUCCAAAGAAGCCACGCUAGUUCCCUCAGAUCGCUCACCAGUCGACGGCCUCUGUGAACAAACUGGCGGUCGAUCUUAUUGCAUUACUUCGCACAGAAUGAUGAUGCAAUGUGUGGAAAGCGUAGUGGGAAAGAUUCAGCUUGGCGUGGUUUUCCAUUUUGAAAGAAGUGGACCCGAUAUCUCGUUAACUGACGGCAUCACUAAGUCAGCGGAUGCCCUCUCCUUACCUUACGAUCCUCUAAAUCCUGAGCAUGUUCUUCCGGAUAAUCUACGAAUAACCGUACCUGGUUCCAUCGGAAAUGAUUCAUCACGCCCUUUGGUGCCGAAUCCCCUAGCUCCGGCGAUUCAAACAUUCCCGAAGGAUUGGAAUUCUUGUCGAAAAAUGAUUUAUGUGAACAAGGAUCCAAAAAAGGGCACAGUUACUGCGUGGUGGCCGGUUCCUGAAAAUUUCUGGCCUGAUAUGAACGCACAAAGUUUGCCUCCACGAACCGCCCAGCCACAUGUCAAGUUCUCAUGCGCACCCACGGAUUUCGUCAACUCUGAUCCGGUUCCGUUCGAUCGCUAUGAGCUGGAAGCCUCACCGUUGACUUUGUACAUUUUGUCGCGGAAAAUGCCUCACGCCGUGUGGCAAGUGUUCGUUAGCAAUAGUUAUAAGAGCAAUUCGGAAACCAGUCAUCCGUUCGGGUAUUUGAAAGCCAACCAGAACCUAGAUCGGGUCAAUUUGUUCGUGUUACCGUACAAUUACCCAGUGAUCGUGCCUUUGAUACAAGAAGCUGCGAGAAUGACGAGGAACGGGAGCAAGCCGCAAAAAGAGUGGAGGGUCAAUUUUGACAAUUAUUUGCGCAACACACCAACGUACUACAUUUUGCCGUUGAAGCGAGCCUUGAACUCGAUGAAGAUGCCGAAUUUGAUACCCGAACAUGUGGAGAUAAAUGGCCUAAGUUACGCGGUUUGCAGUCACCUCAAAAAAGUCAAAGCCGCCGCAAAAACAGAACUAGAUCGUAUUAAUGAUCUGGUCGCGAAACAGCAAGCCGCGUCGCAAAUGAACGGAAUGAAAUCCCACGGACCGACGCAAAAUGACUCAAUACGCGUCGCUUAUCGAGCGUUUGCAAACCGGGAGUUCGUUGCACAUCCGGCUCUCAGAGAUAAAUUCAACGUGCUGCAUCGAGAUAUCAUGGAGUUCAAGAACGUGAUGAUUCCCGCUCGCCAAAGAAAAGACGUCACGUUGCAAAAAUUCAGAAACGCUUUUGACAUUCCGCGGCGAGAUCUGCUCGCUCAGGUGGCCAGAAUGCGCACAAAUUUCAUGCAGUCGUUUUUCCAACGGUCGAAGCUUCACGAAGAUGAUCAACUGCACUCAUUGUCUGUGAGCCAGAUGGGAAAUUUCCAGGAUGCAUUGUGCCGAAAUCCCCCGCUGAGAGAAGUGGUUGAGUCGACUUUGCAACGGCAACACAUGUUCGGUAACCCCUUCAAAGUAAACAAGAAAAUGAUGAUGAUCGAUGAGGCAGAUAGUGACGAUCAAUACCCGGUUAGUUUCCCGGGUGCGCCUGCACUAUCCUCCGGUAACUCGAGUAGGCAAUCUCUGCGACGAUCUGCCUCUGCUGCGAAUCUGGAUCCGUUGGGUUUGGCCCGACCGGGGUCUGUGAAACGGAAACGCGGCCCGAUUCCGCGGGAUUUUGUGUACCGACCUACGACGCCCCGGCCGUUUUUCUCAUUGUUCUCUGCUCCGGCGUCGCCGGCGCCGGUCGUCAUCGAGGAAAUAGCGACGGAACCCGCUGGUGCGGCGUCGCCUUUGCCUAAUGGAGACGAUUUCUCAGUUGUUUACGAAUUCCCUUUGAGUCCCGCUCCAGCUGUAGAACUCGUGGAGCGGCUGCCAGCGCCGCAAGACCCUGUAAUCAUCGCACCACUGCCACCGUUUGUUCCGAACGGAAUUCCCGUGGUGAGUCCCGCUGUAAUUCCAGAGCAGUCGGCUGUCGUCGAGCCAGUUGUCCCUCUGCUCAACGGACACGUCGGGCCAACUGCGGAGGAAGAAGUGUCCGUCUCUAUAUCCAAGGAACAGCCGAAAGUGAUCCGCAAAAAACGCGGCGAUUUUCGCGUCGUGAUGGGUCCAGUUGAUACGCUAGAUUUCGCGUUCCCGAUCAAAGAGGACAGUGCGUGGGAAGUGCGUCGACACAAUCUGUGCGUGCGACGGGAAAUUUGGCGAACUGUGCGGAAUCAUUCGCCCGAUGGCGAUCGACAAGUCAUCUUGAGUCUGUUUGACCUUCGUGGGUCUAUGGAGACGAGAAUCGCAUUCGUUGAUUGUGUUUCGCGGGAAGCUGCCACGUUUUGUAAACGGAAUCUGGUACAGCAACUGGACAAGUUCCGACAAAUUUUAGUGCACUUCAGCGAGAAGAUCAAGUCGAAUCCGCCGCCUGUUGAAGAAGAACCGACGGAUUCGGUCAACUGUGCGAAUGAUUUAUGA
Molecule: messenger RNA, 3012 nt
Organism: Notodromas monacha
Lineage: Eukaryota; Metazoa; Arthropoda; Ostracoda; Podocopida; Cyprididae
Source: the annotation of a GenBank genome assembly